Linum trigynum is the source of this 2454-nucleotide messenger RNA. NCBI's taxonomy places the organism in Eukaryota, Viridiplantae, Streptophyta, Magnoliopsida, Malpighiales, Linaceae. The record is from the annotation of a GenBank genome assembly.
UUCAUUCGUUUUUAUAAGUUGAAACGAAUUUUUAGCUGCAACGACAGAUAUCCAAAGAAAACAUAAAACGGAUAUGCAUAACAGUCGAUAAAGGGAAUAAUAAUAACAGAACAGAACAGAACGCAGGAUACGGAAGCCAAAGGUUAUCAAAUCUUUGUUUACAAAAUUACUGGACUCUCCACUGCCUUCCCCCUUUCCUUUUUCCGUUUCUUCUCCUUUCCCUUUCUGUGACUGUAUUUUCCCCUUCUUUCCCCACGACGUAAUAAGAGCCAGGCAAUCAAAUACUGAAUCCCCUUUUCUGCUUUCUGCUUUGUGUUUUAGUCUCUUCUUCCUCUCCAUUGUUUUCUUCUCUCUUCUUUUGUAGUCUGUCCAAAAACAGAUAUGAUUAACGUAAAGACCUUGCUGUCGUGAGUUGUCAUCUAAGCUCUAAUCACCCUCUCGACCUUCUUCUCUUCGUCGCCCUGUUACCACGUUUACUCUUUUGUGUUUGGCUUUCUCCCAUGCAAUUAAGGUUAAACACACUUUCCAUCUCUGUGUAUCGCAACACAAACCCUUUCCUCCUUUCUUCUCCGCUACUUUUACUUCCUGAUCCAUCUCUUCUCCCCAAUCUCUCAUGAAACCCAUCUGAAUAACAACAACGAUUGAUUGAACAAUCGCUCUUCUCGCCUCGUACGGCCAUGGAGGUGGGUCGUCUUUAGUGCUCAACUCAGUCCCUCCCUUUCCCCUGCCUCUCUGCCUCCUUUGCAGGUGCCAAGACAGGUUGGUCUCGUUUUUCAAUCUUGAAAUGUGGGUUUUUCCAAUCAACCCAUCUGUGUUUUUGUUCGGCGAGAUUCAAUCUAAUGACCACAUGGUGUUUGUGAGAUUACCCUAUAUUGAAAUGAAUGACUUUGAUUUGUGAUCCUGUUUUUGUGGGGUUGUUCUGUUUUUUUAUUUUUGGGUUCUUUGUUGUAGUUCUCUUAAGGAAGUGGAAUUGGGGAUCUUGGCACUUGUUGCUUUGCUGCUCAGGUUUUCCUGUGUUGAGCGAUGGGGAUAUCACGCGAUAAUCUUCAUGGACUUGUAUUGGCUGUUUCUUCUAGCGUUUUCAUUGGCUCCAGCUUCAUUGUCAAGAAGAAGGGCCUUAAGAAAGCUGGCGACUCUGGAACCAGGGCAGGUGAGGGAGGCUAUUCCUACUUGUAUGAACCAUGGUGGUGGGCUGGAAUGGUUACUAUGAUAUUGGGGGAGAUAGCUAAUUUUGCUGCUUAUGCAUUCGCCCCUGCGAUUCUGGUGACUCCCUUGGGAGCUUUAAGCAUUAUCUUCAGUGCAGUGCUAGCACAUUUCAUUCUGCAGGAAAAAUUGCACAUCUUUGGUGUACUUGGAUGUGUGCUCUGCGUUGUAGGUUCCACAACUAUAGUCCUCCACGCUCCACAGGAAAGAAAUAUUGAAUCUGUGAAAGAAGUAUGGCACCUUGCUACACAACCAGGUUUCUUAGUCUAUUCCGCCCUAGUUGUGAUUGCAGUUUCUGUUCUCAUUUUCUACUGUGUCCCACGAUAUGGCCAGACUCAUCUGAUAGUUUAUGUUGGGAUUUGCUCCCUCAUGGGUUCCCUCACGGUUAUGAGUGUGAAAGCUGUUAGCAUUGCUCUCAAGCUUUCAUUUUCUGGCAUGAACCAGUUUGUUUAUUUUGAGACGUGGAUCUUCACGAUAAUCGUUAUUACUUGUUGUCUUCUUCAGAUCAACUACUUGAAUAAGGCAUUGGACACCUUCAAUACGGCUGUCAUAUCUCCAGUCUACUAUGUCAUGUUCACCUCGUUUACCAUCCUUGCCAGCAUGAUCAUGUUUAAGGAUUGGGACUCGCAGAAUGCGUCACAAAUUGCUACAGAACUGUGUGGGUUCAUCACAAUCCUGUCUGGAACAUUUCUCUUACACAGAACGAAAGACAUGGGGAACACUCCAAAACCAGAUGAAGAAGCACCCGUCUUUGGAGACACAAACAAUAGAGCCCCAGAAACUGCUGCUUAGGAAAAUUGAUUACUGGGUUUCCAGGAUCAGGGAAUUGAGUUUUGAUCUCUUUCAGUUGUACAGAACAAGUGGGUUGUACAGCAAACUGAUCAAAGACGUUUAGAAAGGUGGCUCUGGUUUGGGACCAGAGAGAAACUUUAGAAAGCCAUACCUUUUCUUCUCCAUUUUCCCAGCUCAGAGAGCCUGUAAACAACUUCCAAGAUAAGGUGAGAGCAAUCGGGGGGACCUUAGAUGAUGAUAUAAGAUUAGGUAUUUUAGUGAAGAGUUCUAUAAUUGUGAUUUCUAGUUCUGUUCUGUAAUUUCUGUUCAUUUCCCCCCAUCCAUGUAGAUUAGUGCAAUUUUUAUACAAGAGAACUUUUCAAUUCUGUUUUGAACUUUUGAUUUAACCAUAAAAAACGCCAGUUUUUUUUUUUUUUUUUUUAAAGUUGACAUUUGGUUCAAUAAUAGCCUUGAUUGAGU